Ilyonectria robusta is the source of this 2043-nucleotide messenger RNA. RefSeq lists its product as uncharacterized. Bases 91 to 2043 code for a protein of 650 amino acids. The record is from RefSeq and is a predicted model, not a curated record. Lineage: Eukaryota; Fungi; Ascomycota; Sordariomycetes; Hypocreales; Nectriaceae. The transcript has 4 exons.
CGUCGAAAACCAUUCAAGAACCAAGCGCUAUACGCCGGUGAAAUAUUAUUUUUAUGAGGCGUAACGGCUUUAGCUCAAUCCUCUAAUAAUAUGGAGUUCGCCCCCUUCAUCGAUCCGGAGCCUGGUGCACUAGUGCAGCGAUAUUCAUGGGAGAUUGACUCCAUUCCGCGACCCGAGACUGCCAGCGCGGAGUUCAACCAACUCCAAGCGGACAUCGUAUACGAGAGGAAUAGGAGAGCAAACGAGAUAAAAGAUGAAAUAAAGCGGAUCGCAAAUAUCUCAGCGGAUAGACCGGAGGAUGAGGUCGCCUUGUUCCAGACACAGCAUGAGCUGUCUGAAUGUAUGAAAAGUUUCCAAAAGCUGGUUCCAGGUUCUUCCACGGCAAAUUCCCUCCCCACUAGCUGGGGUGAGGUUGAAAAAACUGUUCAGGAGGUACAGGCGCAAUGGGAAACCCGGAAGAAGGAAACGCACCUUGAGAAGGCCAAGAGCUGCCUCCGAAGGAUGUGCAACGGACUGAGUAAUCACUCCGCGAUACUCAAGCUGAUUCCGUCAGAGAGUGUAUAUACCUCGCUCAUUGCUGGAUCUGUGACGAUGAUCAUCAAGGCAUCAGCAAACCACAUUAACAUCACAGAGGCCUUCGCACAAGGAAUUGUGGUCAUCAACGACGCAGUCAGCAUAGCCCAGAAGAGCCAAGUAUUUAACACCACGGCUCUUCAACAGUUGGUUAUGCGUCUGUACUCACAGGUAUUUACAUAUCUGAUCAAGUUCAUGACUUGGUACACAGAUCGCAGCCGGACGAGAUUUUUGAAGAGUUUGAACGAAAAUAUUCAGCUCACCUUCCAGUCAGAUCUUGAUCGAGUCAAAGAGAUUUCCGAGCUUCUCAGCCGUCAUAUUCAGUUCCACAUGUCUGCUGAUGGGCGGGUCUCCAAAUUGAUGCUGGAGGAAACAAGCGGCGACAUGAAGUACCUGGUGAAACUUCAAGAAUCAAGCCAAAUCCAAGCCAGACUCCAGACCGAAGCCACUGCGAGUCUAGUUGAAAACAUGGUGCAUUCGCAGUUUCAAAAGUCCAGAGAAGAACUGAGAGAGGACAUGCGAAGCUUUGCAAAUGCCUUGCAUAUUGUGCUCCGACAGGAGAUAUCUGGGGCUGCCAUGACGAAUCUUCUGAUGCAACAAGCUACGCUCUCUAGUGUACACAGCAGAUCCGGGUCUGAUAGUUCCCUCACAUCUGACCAUACAAUGGCUUCUGCAGUCAACUUGGUCUCGCUAAACCAGAGAGGGGCCGAAAUCCAGUUCCAAUCUCGGCAAUAUGAAGAAUUCUUCGACUGGGAUCAAGUCCAUCUAUUUGGCGAAUCGUUCGAACCGAUUAUGGCCGACUCUACCUUGGUCAUGCGACUGAGGGCCUUUACAGAAACGAUGGAGUCGCAGAUUAUGUAUGCCCACGAUCGUUACCAAGGAACCGAGUCCAAUUCCCUGGCGAAAGUCAUCUCAAAGUACAUAUCACUGGCUCGAGAGACCAACGUUCCCGUGGUUUCAUAUUUUUGCCGGAUAUCAUCUGAAGAAGCCCCCCCGAACAGAACCAAGGAGUCCAUCGAGCUGUCUGCACUGCUAUACGCAAUGAUCCGGCAGGUAGUCAACCUCCUGCCUGCAGAGUUGGAUAAGAACGCGCCAAUUUUUGACCAGACAAGACUAGCAAGCCUUGAUGGGACGCUACGCACGUGGGACGGCGCAGUGUCACUUUUCAGGGACCUUGUAAACUCCGUGCGUCUGCCUAUGCUUCUCGUCGUCAUUGACGGUCUUAUCUUUUUAGAAGAUGACUUUGAACACAGCACAGACGGGAAGAUGGAGAAACUUAUCCUCUGCUUGAAAGAUUUAGUUGAUUCUAGCGAGGCCGAUGGUCGGAUUCUCAAGGUUCUGUUCACUACAGAAGGGCUAUCGGAACCGCUUUGUCAGGAGUUAGAUGAAAGGGAUAUAGUCGCUUGUAACCCACUUUCACUGGGGAGAGUAGGAAGACCACCAAGGUCAGGUCAGGUAGUUUCUUUCUAA